ACAAAAACAAACGCCUCUCCCUUUCUCUCUUCCUCUUGUAGCACCUCAAGUGUCAUUUUCUCACAUAUACUUCACACAAAAGAGACAACCCUCACUUCAUACCUUGUCAUUUCUUCUCUCUCCUCUUCUCUGUCUCAAAUUUCUACAACUACUCCUCUCAAAUUGAUCUCAAGUCCAUCCCAAAGAAAACCCAGAAAAUCUUACCUGAAAAUUUCUAAACCCUUUUGCCGAAAUCAUAUUUAACCUACAACCCAUAUCAUCUUUCUUGAUCCUUGACAAAUAUAUACUCUCUCCUAUUUCCCCAUUAUUAGAUUAUAAGCAACAACAACAAAGACAAGGAGAAGAUAAGGAGACCUACAAACUUGUUUGGUUGCUCAGACAUGGAGCUAUUCCCAGCACAACCAGAUUUAUCUCUCCAAAUUAGCCCACCAAACAGCAAACCCACAUCAACAUGGAGAAGAACAGAAGAAGAGAUGGAUUUGGGAUUCUGGAAGAGAGCUUUAGACUCCAGAAACACUAUGUCUUCGAUGGCAAAACCUGAUGCCUGUUUUGAGCUCUCACUAUCGAAUCCCAGGGUUUCAGAGCCUGGCUCCAACCAUUUUCACCUUCUCCAAAACACUGGCAAUUACAAUGGUAAGAAUAUUUUCCAUUCUUUCCAACAAAACCUGUACCAACACCAUCUCCAAGAAAACCACCUUCAUCAUCACCAAAAUCCCCUCUUUCAGCAGCAGCAGCAGCAGCAAGGGCCAAGCCAAGAGCUUGGUUUCUUGAGACCCAUUAGAGGGAUUCCUGUAUACCAAAACCCUACUCCUUUUUCCGUCUCUCAACAACCUUUGGAUAGUACUGGUGCUCAAAAUUCUUCUUUAGCAACCACUAACUCGAGCUCCUCAAGUUUAAGUCCCUAUCAGUCUCCAGGUUUUAUGAGAUCAAGAUUGAUGUCAAGAUUUCCAGCUAAACGCAGCAUGAGAGCACCAAGGAUGCGGUGGACUACUACCCUUCAUGCUCGCUUUGUUCAUGCUGUUGAGCUAUUGGGUGGCCACGACAGGGCUACACCCAAGUCAGUUCUUGAGCUCAUGGAUGUGAAAGAUCUCACCUUGGCGCACGUUAAAUCUCAUUUACAGAUGUAUCGGACAGUAAAGACAACGGAUCAAGCAGCAGCUGCAUCAGGACAAUCAGACGGAUUUGAUAAUGCAUCAUCUGGAGAUACUUCUGAAGAUUUGAUGUUUGACAUUCAAAACUCAAGGUCUGAACUAUCAAUGCAACAAGGAAGACCAAGUGGUCACCAGGACAAUAAGAACUUUGAUGGCCUCUGGAGCAAUUCGUCAAGCAGGGAAGCUUGGUUACAUGUGAAACCAAAGGAUUCUGAUGGAAACGUACAAUCUCUUAAGCAGCAGAAGGGCAUGGAUCCAAAGUGCUUAAGCUGUGAAAGAAUAUCAGAUGUAAGCUCAUCAACCCUUUCAGGGACGAGCCCCAAGAAACCUAAUUUGGAGUUCACCUUGGGCAGGCCACAUUGAUAAGUUAACCCACGGUGUACUAUCAUUUUGAAAUCAUUAUACCUCUGAGGGGACUGUUGAAGAGAAUCAGGAAAAUCAGAGAAAAGAAAGAAAAAAGAAAACAAAAGAAAAAGAGAAAAGGAAAGAAAAGAAAAAGAGAGCUAAAGAAAGACACUGAGACAAGAUAGACAGAAAGCAACAAAAGGAGAGAGUGGAAAAAGCACGUCUUUCCUGUCAAGCUGUGAGAUAUUAUAUUCCUACGUAAUGUGAAGUCUAAUUGAUUUUGUAAGUUGUACGCUUUUAAGAGAGAAGGAGAAAAGCAAAGAGAAAGAAAGAUUUUUAGAGAGAGAAAGCUUUAAAUAAGUAUGAAGUGAUCCAAUUGGCAAUGGUAACGGAGCACUUUAUAUUUACAAAAAUAUUUUAUAUUUUACCAAACGAA
Messenger RNA from Hevea brasiliensis (rubber tree), 1932 nucleotides. RefSeq names its product probable transcription factor KAN2. Gene Ontology annotation, cellular component: nucleus. Gene Ontology annotation, biological process: abaxial cell fate specification; regulation of DNA-templated transcription. The transcript is spliced from 6 exons. Gene Ontology annotation, molecular function: transcription cis-regulatory region binding. NCBI's taxonomy places the organism in Eukaryota, Viridiplantae, Streptophyta, Magnoliopsida, Malpighiales, Euphorbiaceae. The coding region runs from base 381 to 1514 and encodes 377 amino acids. The record is from RefSeq and is a predicted model, not a curated record.